Messenger RNA from Schistocerca gregaria, 932 nucleotides. RefSeq lists its product as uncharacterized. The record is from RefSeq and is a predicted model, not a curated record. Bases 36 to 932 code for a protein of 298 amino acids. The transcript is spliced from 6 exons. Lineage: Eukaryota; Metazoa; Arthropoda; Insecta; Orthoptera; Acrididae.
CGCCCGACCUUUACGCUUAUUUACGUUAAGAGUCGAUGGCUGUGCUAGGCUGUGACGCCUCUUGCCUUCUGUGUUUUGCAGGCCGCGGCUUUCCCGAAGAAGCCGAGCUGCGCCUGCGCGCUUCGUGGCGGCGACGACUCCUGCGGCUGCAACAGGCUGCUGGUGCGGCCGCCGCGCCCGCUCAAGAUCCAGCCGCAGGGACCGCGCGUGGUGUGCCACCAGUUUCCCGGAGUCGACCCGCUGCACCCCAUCGGCGACGUCUGCUCCUGCGGGCACAAGUUUGUGACGCCCGCCGACCAGCAGCGACCGUACUGCCCGCGGCGCUGGAGCGCGACGAGCUGGAGCGCGGCGCCGUGUUCCUGCCAGCCGAGGAGCCGUGCGUGCACUACCGCGACGCCGACGCGGCGCCGCCGCCGCCCGUCGACCCGGUCAGCUUGUCGCUGGCCUUCGGGCUGGCGCAGCGCCGCGGCGUCGCCGUGCGCGAGGAGUCGCUCGCCUUCGGGCCGAGGCAGCUGCCGCGCGACGGCCAGGUGCGCCGCACCACGCCCGACGUGCCCGAGGAGGGCCUGCAGGCGUUCGACAAGCAGGUGGUCGAGCUCAGGCUGCCGGCGCCGUACGGGUGCGCGCGCGCCGCGCUGGAGGCCGAGGCGCAGGAGGCGCUGCUGGAGGCGCAGCAGGCUGAGAUCGAGGCGGCCGCUGGCGACGAGGUGACGACGGCGCACGGCAUCCCGCGGCUGCUCACCUACCCGGAGGCCGGCUACCUGCCCGAGCACGGCCGCACGCCCUUCUUCGUGCGCGAGUCCGGCGACAUGGUGAGGGACGAGAUGGCGCGCGAGGGCUACUUCGUGCCCAAGGACGCGAGCACGUUCGCCGCCGAGAUCGCGCUGCCGCGCCGGCCCGGCAGCGUCUUUGGGACCAUUAAACAGAUUUAA